This is a messenger RNA of Tripterygium wilfordii, 1291 nucleotides long. RefSeq names its product CBS domain-containing protein CBSX2, chloroplastic-like. The transcript is spliced from 8 exons. NCBI's taxonomy places the organism in Eukaryota, Viridiplantae, Streptophyta, Magnoliopsida, Celastrales, Celastraceae. The record is from RefSeq and is a predicted model, not a curated record. Bases 244 to 939 code for a protein of 231 amino acids.
GAGUGAGAUGUAGAAAGGUCACACUUAACACCGACCGACCACUUUACGUUUUCAACUUCUCCUCACGCGGAUCAACUGCACAGACAUCAACAUCUUCUGUAGUUCUGUUCAACAGGUUUACGGAAUCCAGACUCAGCAGAUAGUAUUUCGUCUCUGUACAUUCUCAUCGUCGAUCGAAAGCCUUGCAGGCGAAGAAGCAAAUCGAACUCAAAACGUACGGCACUUGUGUCUCUGUCUCCACAUAUGGGCUCGCUUUCGUUAACCAAUUGUUGUUUCCUCGCGCGACUCACUGGGCCCAAGUCCUUGUUAGAUCCUCGGUUAGGAUGCCAAAACUUGCCCUUCCCAGUACCACGUCGUUGCUUGCUCUCCCGUCGUUCUGGACGCCGCUGCUCUGCUCUGUUGCCUUCGGAACCUCUCGUCACGGAUUCCGUGCCGUCAGAAAAUGGAACAUACAAGGUUGGCGAUUUCAUGACAAAGAGGCAUGAUUUGCACGUAGUGAAACCCACAACAACUGUUGAUGAAGCAUUGGAGGCUCUAGUGGAGAAGAGGAUAACCGGAUUUCCUGUGAUUGAUGAGGACUGGAACUUGGUUGGUGUUGUUUCAGAUUAUGAUUUAUUAGCUCUCGACUCUAUAUCAGGUGGCAGUCAAAAUGACAUGAACAUGUUCCCUGAUGUCAACAGUUCUUGGAAAACAUUCAAUCAGAUCCAGAAACUGCUCAGUAAGACUAAUGGUAAAGUUGUUGGUGACUUGAUGACAUCUGCUCCGCUUGUCGUUCACGAAACUUCCAAUUUGGAAGAUGCUGCUAGGUUGCUGCUAGAAACAAAAUAUCGAAGACUGCCAGUGAUAGAUGAUAAUGGCAAGCUGGUCGGAAUCAUUACCAGGGGAAAUGUCGUCAGAGCUGCCCUGCAAAUAAAACGUGCUGCUGAAAUGUCAACAUAGAUUGAAGUGUUCACCAAAGUUCAAAUACCACAGCCAGAUUGAUGCAGCAAUUCUUUCUACGAGAUACAAAAGUUUAGAGCGGAGCGGUGAAUGAAUAUCUUGCUUAGAGAACCCAGGAUGAUAUUGGGGUAAGCUUGAAUUUGAAAUAGUAAAUAUAGCUUUGGUAAAUAGACGAUGAUUCAUUUAGUGUUCUAUAGGUUAUGUAUUGUAGAUGAUGAUUCUUUUUGUGAAGCUUUUUUGGAUUCCAGUAGUGUGUGUUAAUGUGGCCCAAGGGCAUUUAAUGACAAGUACUUGAUAUAAUUACUUAAAACUAAUGGCCAAUUAUUGUUGUUGAUUCAAACCAUUAUGACGA